Messenger RNA from Rhincodon typus (whale shark), 1788 nucleotides. Its product is annotated as decorin-like. The coding region runs from base 122 to 1201 and encodes 359 amino acids. The record is from RefSeq and is a predicted model, not a curated record. The transcript has 8 exons. Gene Ontology annotation, molecular function: protein binding. Lineage: Eukaryota; Metazoa; Chordata; Chondrichthyes; Orectolobiformes; Rhincodontidae.
UAACGUUAAUCACAAAAUGCUUCUCUAACAAACGUUAAUUGACUGCAUCUCAAGAUUCUGAUAUGUUGGACUAUGUUUUGCUGACCACAGAACUUUUCUUGAGAAGGAAUUUCAUUUUACCAUGAGUGGAGCUAUUCAGGUCUUCAUAUCCUGUCUCGUGGCUUUCAUGCUCUGCCAGGCAAAACCCUUCAAACAGUCCAGUUUCUUUGACUUCGUUGGAGAGGAACAAGGAUCUGCAGUUGGACCAACUCCUGAGAUCCCUGUCAUCUAUCAAUACAAAUGUCCGCCCAGGUGUCGCUGUCACAUGAGCGUGGUGCAGUGUUCUAAUUUAGGUCUUGCCAAAGUACCUGCAUAUAUCCUACCUGAGACUACUGUGCUGGAUCUUCAGAAUAACAAGAUCAGGGAGCUAAAGGAAAAUGACUUCAAAUAUCUGAAGAACCUUCAGAUUUUAAUUCUUGUGAACAACAGGCUGCAGAGGAUCCAUCCCAAGGCCUUUUCCUCACUUCACAGUCUUAGAAGGCUAUAUCUUUCCAAGAAUCUAAUCAGUAGCGUUCCAGAGAACAUGCCAAAGAGCCUCCUUGAACUCCACAUAUGUGACAACAAAAUAAACUUUGUGAAAAAGAAACCUUUUGAUGGAAUGUCCAACAUGUUCGCCCUCGAAUUGAGUAGAAAUCCACUCAUGCCAAAAGGAAUUGCGAAAGGAGCCUUUCAAGGGUUGAAAACUUUGUCAUAUCUCCGGAUUACUGAGACAGGGCUUUCUGAAAUUCCAAAAGACCUGCCAAGUUCAAUAUCUGAGAUGCAUCUUGACCGCAAUAGAAUUCUCAAAGUGGAAGUGGAUGAUUUCACAAACCUCAGCACUUUGGUCAGGUUGAGGCUGAGUUCCAACAAAAUCAGAUAUUUUGCAAAUACAACUCUCAGCCACAUGCCGAAUCUCCAGGAUCUCCACUUGGACAACAAUAGAUUGUUUGCCAUUCCUCCGGGCCUGUCAGAACACAAGAACAUCAUGGCUUUGUAUCUCAAUGACAACCAGAUAGCUCAUAUAAGAGGUGGUGACUUUUGUCCCAAGGUGGAUGAUCCAUUGAAAAGCCCAUACAGUCGGAUCAGCCUAUAUGGAAACCCUAUUCCAUACUGGGAAAUUGAGCCUGGAGUCUUCCGCUGUGCUUUGGACUGGAUGUUCAUCCAACUGGAGCGACCCAACUAAGUGCUCCAUUCUGAAUAUAAUGAGAUUGACUGAAACAUGUGCCAGAAACUAAACUCAAGGCAUCUUACUACCAUUUGUACAGUUGACUUCCUUAAACAAACUGCUGAUUAGUGAAUAGGAAAAUUUUAAAAAAGCAGCAUUUCUUUUUACACUCAUUACAUUCAACUUGCGACUAGGUUAAGUGGUUAUUUUUUGACUUUUUUUAUACGUUUGCCAUUUCAAGAGUCAAUGUUAUACACAAACGUUCUGCAUCAUGUACUGCGAUAUGCACGAUUAACAUGCAUUCAUAAAAAAGAACAGCUUUCAAGCAAGCUUUCCAUUGCAGUUUGCAUAAUAAAAAUGUGACAGAAUUUUCAGAUUGAUAUAAUGGUAUUAUUUGAUGAUAAACAGUCCAUUUACUGUAUCGGAAACCAUGCAUUUACUUCAGUUAGCUCCAUAAUUUUUUCAGCCAUCAACAACACACCAGAAUUUCUCAGGGGGUAGGGUCUGCAUGAAGAUGAAUGUAUGUCACAGCAUUGCGACAAUGUAAUUCUAGGCCAAUGAUAAUAUAUAUGGUAAUGCAUGCUCCAAAAUAAAAGAAAACUGUA